AUGGACGAGGGGAGGAAGAAGCUUCGCAAGGUUAAGGAGGUGAGGGAAGUCGUGGAGAGUUGGACUGUGGGCCUUGGCGCAUGCUUCAGUCACAAUUAUCACAAGUCUGAAAAUCCAACGCCCUCCACAUCGCGACCACGCGCCAAACCACUACGAACAUACGGCAAACGAAGCACAAGAGACGAUUCCCCACGCGAAACGAGUCUGAAGAAGCGACGCAUCUCAACAGCAACAACUCCUGCCGAAACAUCAGCAUCCAAAGAUACAGAUAAAGAAGCGCAAUCUUUACCAACGAUAGCCCCAGAGGAAACCGAGAGCGCAGUCGAAUCUACGAGCAAACCUGCCAAGAAGGGAUCAAUUUUGAGCUUCUUCAAGCCCGUUCCCUCUUCAUCCACGGCCGCGUCAAGCCCAAAGAGCGACGAGCCACAACCCGAGUCGCCUCCAUCUUCUCCACCGGCAAGAAUAGAAAUACGAAAGAAACCCCGAUUAUUACGUUUUCGCGGUACUUCACUACCUCUACUCAAGGGCGAGAACACCGAAGAUGAUGAUCAGACGGGAGAAGCUAAAGAGGAGAGUACAACGCCAGCUUCAAGGGAGAGCUCGUUGAAUCGAGAGUCUAACAACGGCAACGAUGUGAAGGUAGGUAAAAAGGGAAAGGCGAAAUCAUCGGCUGUGCAAAUGACGCUUAAUCUUUCAUCUCAAGCAGCAUUUUCUGAGUGCAAGGUCUGCAAUACGGUUUGGAAUCCGCUGUGUCCUGAUGAUGUCAAGUUUCACAUAAAGCAGCAUGCGGCGAUUUUGCGGGCGAAGAGGAAAGAAAAGGAGAAUGAAUUAUAA
Messenger RNA from Fusarium graminearum PH-1, 834 nucleotides. RefSeq lists its product as uncharacterized. NCBI's taxonomy places the organism in Eukaryota, Fungi, Ascomycota, Sordariomycetes, Hypocreales, Nectriaceae. The record is from RefSeq and is a predicted model, not a curated record. The transcript is spliced from 3 exons. Bases 1 to 834 code for a protein of 277 amino acids.